AUGAAAUGGAUGACGGGCUAUUCUCGGUUGAACGCCGACAGCGAGGUGGCAUUGCCGCUUGAAGCUGAGAAGUCAUCGAUUUCAUUGAGUCGUUGGAUGUCAAGUUUUGGUUCGAACCCGGUCGACUUUGUAUGGCGCUUCACAUGUUAUAUCAUGUUUAUUACCGGUGCUUUGAUGAUGGUGACAGCUCUAAGAUAUGCCCCAUCGGACAAGUACUGUGCUGCGCAGCUUAGUGUUUGGUCUCCUCUAUUGGAAGCUGUCGAGUAUGAGCAACAUGACUUUGAAAGUGGCCUCGGUGUAGAUAACUCAGGCUUCACCGGCCUUCCCACUGCAGAGAUGGAGGCUAAGUGGGAACGUCUUUCCCAAGUCCCUGGUGUCAUCAUUCCACCUGAUCGUGUUUCCUAUCUCAACAGAAGCGUCGACCAAGGUUUUGUGUCCGCAAUUCACGACUCUCCUUCCUUAGGUUACAUCGGUGUAGUUGAGGUCUUUCAUCACCUCCACUGCCUCAACAUGCUACGGCAAUACAUAUGGAAAGACUCAUACCCUCAAGAUAUAACUCCCAGCCUCCUCAAGUCUAAUUCGCCAGAAAUUGCCCGGGAUCACACAAGUCACUGUAUUGAUACGCUGCGUCAGGCACUUAUGUGCACCGGCGACGUUACCCCAUAUUUGGUUUAUAAGAAGAAAGAUUCUGAGGCGUCAGAGGCGCCUAUCAGAGAGGAUUUCCAAGCAUCUCACAAAUGCAGGAAGUUUCCCAAGUUACUAGAUUGGGUGAAAAGGAAUGGUGUUGCAUUCUCGUUGAAGUCAGUGAGCCACGAUAUGUAG
This is a messenger RNA of Colletotrichum gloeosporioides, 822 nucleotides long. RefSeq lists its product as uncharacterized. The transcript is spliced from 3 exons. The record is from RefSeq and is a predicted model, not a curated record. Gene Ontology annotation, biological process: mycotoxin biosynthetic process. The coding region runs from base 1 to 822 and encodes 273 amino acids. NCBI's taxonomy places the organism in Eukaryota, Fungi, Ascomycota, Sordariomycetes, Glomerellales, Glomerellaceae.